Molecule: messenger RNA, 1606 nt
Organism: Juglans microcarpa x Juglans regia
Lineage: Eukaryota; Viridiplantae; Streptophyta; Magnoliopsida; Fagales; Juglandaceae
Product: syntaxin-32-like
Exons: 6
Coding region: 376-1392 (338 amino acids)
Biological process (GO): endoplasmic reticulum to Golgi vesicle-mediated transport; vesicle fusion; intracellular protein transport
Cellular component (GO): SNARE complex; Golgi membrane; endomembrane system
Molecular function (GO): SNAP receptor activity; SNARE binding
Source: RefSeq, a predicted model, not a curated record
UGGAACGAGCCUGUGCUUCAUACACGACGUCGUGUUAAAGAAUUUUCCGCCCCUUCGUUAAUACAGAGCCCUCUCGUUUCCACAAAUCUUCGAAUUUCGUCCGUGUCUACUUUUGUUCUCCCACCGGAUCUGACAUCGUGUGAGAAUUCGUCCGAUCCAACCCGACGAAAACCUCAGAUAUCCCAUUCGCGUGAAGAACCUCGCGAUUCUAUGAAGGCUGACCUUGAUCCAGGUCUAGGAACUUCAUCGCUUCGUUCCUGAAAUUAGACGCGAUUCAUGAGGAUAAUAUUGGCUCCGCGGCUCUAGGAUUUCAGAUCUCGCGUCUUGAAGGUGGCUAUGUUAUUGUAGGAUUUGCAUUUAAGUUGAGAGUAGAAAAUGCAUGCCAAAUCGGCACAAUCGUUUCGUGAUCGGACACACGAGUUCCAGAGCAUAGCUGAUCAGCUUAAGAAGUCAUUUUCAUCAGGGUCUGUGCCAAAUGGACCAAGCAGUAGCUCAAAGUCAGAGGAACAACGAUCUGCAGUUGCAAUUCAGUCCGAGUUUAACAAGAGGGCCUCUAAGAUCGGGUAUGGGAUACACCAGACAUCGCAGAAACUGGCAAAGCUGGCAAAGUUGGCAAAGAGGACUUCAGUUUUUGAUGACCCCACCAAAGAAAUCCAGGAACUGACAGCUCUUAUCAAACAAGAUAUUACUGCACUAAACUCUGCAGUUGUAGACCUUCAGCUUCUCUGCAACUCUAGAAACGAGAGUGGGAAUGUCUCUAGUGACACCAAUAGUCACUCAACUACAGUUGUAGAUGACCUGAAGAAUCAGUUGAUGAGCACCACGAAAGAAUUCAAAGAAGUUCUGACCAUGAGAACAGAGAACUUGAAGGUUCACGAGAACAGAAGACAGUUGUUUUCUUCUACUGCUUCGAAGGACUCUACAAAUCCUUUUGUGCGUCAGCGUCCGCUGGCUGCCAGGUCUGCUGCUAGUACCUCAAACGCCCCUCCUCCUCCAUGGGCCAAUGGGUCACCAUCUUCAUCCCAAUCGUUUCCUAGAAAGCAGAUGGAUGGGGAGAGUCAGCCAUUGGUACAGCAUCAGCAGCAACAACAGCAGCUGGUUCCAUUGCAAGACACUUACAUGCAGAGCAGGGCUGAGGCACUUCAGAAUGUAGAAUCCACUAUUCACGAACUCAGCAGCAUUUUCAACCAGCUGGCAACACUGGUCUCUCAGCAAGGAGAGAUUGCGAUCAGGAUUGAUGAGAACAUGGAUGACACGUUGGCAAAUGUGGAGGGAGCACAAGGAGCGCUGCUCAAGUAUCUGAACAGCAUAUCAUCUAAUAGGUGGCUGAUGAUCAAGAUAUUCUUUGUAUUGAUCUUUUUCCUAAUGGUUUUCCUAUUUUUUGUGGCCUAGUCACUGCAGAUACAGAAUUGAAGAGAAUGAAGAAAAUGUUGUUUUUUCACUUGUGAUGAUGUUUAUAUAUUUUCCUUCCCCGUUUUGCUUUAACCAAAUAUUCAUGCAGGCGGAGAUAAAUUAAGUUUCCAGUUUGCCUAAUGUGAUACAUAUGUAUGGAUAAAUGCAAGUAUACAUGUUGAAAACAAUGAGAACUGCAAAAAUUAUUUCUUCA